Messenger RNA from Cooperia oncophora, 798 nucleotides. Lineage: Eukaryota; Metazoa; Nematoda; Chromadorea; Rhabditida; Trichostrongylidae. The record is from the annotation of a GenBank genome assembly.
AUGGGUAAGAAGGAAAAGCACGUGAAAAAGGAUGUUGGGGAGGAGCAGGAGCAGGGUACAUUCCAUCUCAAACCAUCAACUGCUGAACCAAGCCUGAAAUCCCAAGAAUGGCCGCUGUUACUGAAGAAUUUCGACAAUAUGAAUGUGCGAACUAACCAUUAUACUCCUCUCCCUGAAGGGUGUUCUCCAUUAAAAAGAGAAAUCAAAAAUUAUAUUUCGUCUGGGUUCUUCAAUUUGGACAAACCGGCGAACCCAUCGUCACAUGAAGUUGUGGCGUGGAUCAAGCGCAUCCUUCGCGUUGAAAAAACCGGUCACAGUGGCACUCUAGAUCCCAAGGUGUCUGGCUGUCUAAUCGUUUGUAUCGAUCGUACAACUCGCUUAGCAAAAUCUCAACAAGGUGCUGGUAAGGAAUACGUCGCCAUCUUCAAGCUUCAUAAUGCUGUAGAAAGCGAAAAGAAGAUAAAACAAGCGCUGGAAAAGUUAACCGGAGCGCUCUUUCAACGUCCCCCAUUGAUCUCAGCCGUAAAGCGCCAGCUGCGUGUGAGAACCAUUUAUGAGAACAAGCUUCUCGAAUAUGACAAGGAGCAGCAGAUGGGAAUUUUCUGGGUUAAAUGUGAGUCGGGCACAUACGUCAGGACGAUAUGUGUACAUCUUGGGCUUCUGCUCGGAGUAGGUGCACAAAUGCAGGAGCUACGACGAAAUAGGUCUGGAAUUACUGAUGAGCACGACCAACUCGUGACCAUGCAUGAUAUUUUGGACGCUCAGUAUGUCUUGGAUCAUCACAAGGUGGGCAUAUAG